AUACCGGUUCCUUCCCCCCUCCCCCCAAACCUUUCCACAAAUAUUGUUACCGCGAAGAGCUAGCAAAUAGUACUAUAGCUAGAGAGCUUAUUAUUUGUGAGGGACAAAAAAAAAAAAAAAAAAAUAGAGAAAGAGCGUGAAAAAAAGGCUAAGAUGGGUUUCGAAGAAACGGAGCUGAGGCUUGGAUUGCCUGGCAAUAAUGGAGGAGGAAGUGGAACUGAAGUAGCAGAGGUGGUGAGGAAGAGAGGCUUCUCUGAGACCGAGAGUGACGUCACUGAUAAUGUGGAUUUGAAGCUUAAUCUUUCUUCUAAGGAAGCUGGAGUUGAUGCAAAAGACAAGGCUAAGAGCUUAAUGAAUAAGGAGAAGAAUCUUCUUCCCGCUGAUCCCGCAAAGCCUCCGGCAAAGGCACAAGUGGUGGGUUGGCCACCGGUUCGGUCAUUCCGAAAGAACAUGUUGGCGGUCCAAAAGAGCAGCAGCAGUAGCAGUGAAGAAAGUGAGAAGAAUAUGGGAUUGGGAUUGACUUUGGUCAAAGUCAGCAUGGAUGGUGCUCCUUACCUUCGCAAGGUCGACUUGAAGAUGUAUAAAAGUUACCAAGACCUCUCUGAUGCCCUCGCCAAAAUGUUCAGUUCCUUCACCAUCGGCAAUUGUGGAUCCCAAGGAAUGAAGGAUUUCAUGAACGAGAGCAAGCUGAUGGAUCUGUUGAGCGGCUCUGAUUACGUUCCAACUUAUGAAGAUAAAGAUGGUGAUUGGAUGCUGGUUGGCGAUGUCCCUUGGGAGAUGUUCGUUGAAUCAUGCAAGAGGGUGCGAAUUAUGAAAGGAAAGGAAGCUGUUGGACUCGCUCCAAGAGCUAUGGAGAAAUGCAAGAACAGAAGCUAAACAAGUAAAACCACCACAGCCUGCUCCUUUGAUCUCGUCGCUGCUGCAGUAACUGAAAUCAACAACGACAAAAAAAAAAAAAAAAAAAAAAACUCAAAAUUAAGCGUGAAGAUGGAUUGAGCAGGUUGUUUAGGUGUUUUUGUAUUAUUAUUAUUGGGUUUGAUAAAUAUAUAUAAUUAAUGUGAUAUAUAUUUUAAGUUUUUAUCAUUUGAACAAAAAACAAUUAAAACUACUCUCUUUUUAUGUUCCAAAGACUACGUACGUACUCAGCUUAAUUUGUCUUUGUUCGUUUGUUUAAUGCUAUUAAUGGGUUUGCAUAAUAAGUAUGACAAUGUACGUACCAAUAAGCUUGGCGUAGUUAUUGUGUGUUUUUAUUA
Molecule: messenger RNA, 1253 nt
Organism: Ziziphus jujuba (common jujube)
Lineage: Eukaryota; Viridiplantae; Streptophyta; Magnoliopsida; Rosales; Rhamnaceae
Product: auxin-induced protein AUX28
Exons: 5
Coding region: 154-876 (240 amino acids)
Biological process (GO): regulation of DNA-templated transcription
Cellular component (GO): nucleus
Molecular function (GO): protein binding
Source: RefSeq, a predicted model, not a curated record